AGGUCCCACAGAUAUCUCUGCUUAUUUUUGUCUUUAAAGAAAUCUCUAAAGGGGGCAGCUGGGUGGCACAGUGAAUUGAGAACCAGGCCUGGAAAUGGGAAGGUCCUGAUUUCAAAGCUGGCCCCAGACACUAUUUAGCUGUGUGACCCUGGGCAAGUCACUUAACCCCCAUUGCUUAGCCCUUAUAACUUCUGUCUUGGAACCAAUACAUAUUGGGUUUAAAAAAAGAAAGACAUCUUUAUGGAAAUUGCUAAGACCUCUGGAGCCUUGGUGUUCUCCUUCCAGGGGGUGGGGAGAAAUUGGGGAUUUGAAAGGGAGUGAGUAUGGGGAGCCUCCCAGGCCCUCCCAGGGAAAGCUUUGCCUCCAGUCCUCUCAGGUCCCGGUGACUUCUUUCCCCUAGCAGCCACCGAAGUUCUGCCAGAAGGAUGACGGAUUGCUGUGCUCAAUUUAUGUCUCCCUCCCAUUUUUUUUUGCCCGUAGGUCGGAGCGGAUUUGGCAUUUCUCUUGGGGCCUAGGGGACAAGGCCUGUUUUGGUCCCUCUCUCCCUGGGGGCUUUUGGCCCUGACUUCGGGACUCCGAUCUAGGCAUGGGCCCUUUCCCGGAGAAAGGCUAGGAAAGUCUUCCUUGGCUCCUGGCCUAUCUCUUCCUUCCCCUGCGCCCUCCUCUCCCGCUGGAGCAGGGGGUGGCCAGUGACCCAGGAUCGCAGGAGGAUGGAAAUGAGGAGGUAGAUCCCGAUAGGGAUCGAGCCCGGGCAGGGGGCCCUUGGCGUCGAGCCCCAGGCACCCUGGGGUUGGGGGCAGCGCUAAGUUGCGCAGGCUCGUUUCCGUGCACCUCGGAGCCGCGGCCUUAUGGGUUUGCAGGGGAUGCCGCGACGGCUCCCUCCCAGCCCUUCCGGGGGCAGGGCGGGCAGCGCACUCCUGGGACCUUGGGUUUCUUCCCAGGGCGCCAGGGGGCGCUGCUGGUGACACCGCCGCGCUUCCGACCGCGUCCCGGGGGAGGAGCCGCUCCCGCCUCAGUCACCGACGCCACGCUCAGGAACCCGGAAGCGGCGGCCCGGCGGCUAGGAGAAGCCGGCCCCCUGCAGCCUGGUCAUGCAACCCCCGCCCGUGGGGCCGGUCCUGGCCUCAGCCUCGGCUGCAGUUAAGGAACCCCGGCUGGUCCGCUGGUUGCGCUGUGGCAGCGGCAUUCUGGCGCACCUGGUGGCUUUAGGCUUCACCCUUUUCCUGACCGUGUUGUCCCGGCCCGGGACCAGUCUCUUUUCCUGGCACCCUGUGUUCAUGGCCUUGGCGUUCUGCCUCUGCAUGGCUGAAGCCAUCCUGCUCUUCUCUCCUGACCACUCCCCAUUCUUCUUCUGCUCACGUAAGGCCCGGAUCCGACUACACUGGGUAGGGCAGUCUCUGACCAUCUUGUGUGCUUUCCUGGGCCUGGUCUUCAUCAUCUCCAGCCGGACCCGAAGUGAGCUGCCCCAUCUUGUGUCCUGGCACAGUUGUGUGGGAGCUCUGACACUGUUGGCCACCAUUGGGCAGUCCUUGUGUGGCCUUAGCCUCCUCUGCCCUCGGGCAGCCAGGUUCUCUCGUGUGGCUCGUCUCAAACUCUAUCACCUGACAUGUGGGCUGGCAGUCUACCUGAUGGCCACACUUACAGUGCUCUUGGGCAUGUGCACGGCAUGGUUCCAGGCUCAGAUCAAAGGGGCUGCCUGGUACCUGUGCCUAUUCCUGCCCAUAUAUCCAGCCCUGGUGAUCAUGCAUCAGAUCUCCAGUACCUACUUGCCAAAGAAGAAAAUGGAAAUCUGAUUCUGAGUUUUCUCUUGGAUUCCCUCCCUCUUCCUCUUAGACCCCUCCUCCUUGGGGUAGGGCAGUUGCUUUCUUCUUCUGUGGCUUUUCCAAUAUUAUUCCCCAAACCCAUUGAGUCAGCCUGGCAUUUUAGAAACCCAGGCUGCUGUUGAGUGGUGACUGAAAAGUCCAGUAACAGAAUACCAUUAGAAUCAGGUAGAAGAGAAAGAUGGUGGGCAGGAGGUAAGCUUGAGGUCAGAGGCAUUGUGAAGAACUGGGGUUGCUCAGGAGUUAAGUUAUAUUUGGUUAUGAAGGGAAGCUAGGAAUGGAUGCAAUAUGUAAUCUACUGAAGAGGCAGGGUGGUAUAGGAGUCAGGAGACCUUGCUAACUCCUGGAUCCAGCUCUGCCAUAAACCAAUAAGGUGGCUUUGGGUUAUCUUUCAGGAGCAGGUGAGGACUCUCAUUCUCCCCCUAUAGAAUGAGGGCAUCAUAUCAGACUAUCUAUAAGUUUCUCUCCAAAUCCAAAAUUAUUCUAUGAGGUUGACCUUAAGUAGGAUAAACCUCCCCUCCCAUGACGUAUGUAUCCCUUGGUGCCCUUGUCCUGAGACAGACCCUUUUGUUUACUAUUGGGCUGCUCCAGUGAAGAGGAAGAGUGUAUACCUGGGACCUCUUCUUAGGUACAGAGUGGUCAGGCUUUGUAGGUGCCAAGGGCCUGUGUCAGGGUGGGUCCUAGGCUCUGAAUGGUGAAGCAUUAGAGUCACUUUAACACUUUGUGGGGGUGGAGAUCAGAAAACUAAGCCACCCCUGGCUGGCUUUGAUAUUCACCUGCCAGAAGCCUCUUGAGCCCUCACAAACAUUUGUUGGGACUUGAGAAUUGAGCACCAUCUUUAGAGUGGGUUUCAUAGGAGCAUGUUCAGUUGUACCAUGUUGGGUCCUGGGGCUUGCUGGAUUUUCUCUUUUCCCUUGAGUACUGUUUUCAGGAAAGGGUGAUCGCCCAACACUUUUGAUCCAUUGCCUUUGUUCUUUCUAGGGCUUUCAUUCUCACCUUAGUACAGUCUCUUGUGAGAAUGGGAGAGGUUGGAUUGACUCUCAUUAGGGCUGGGGGAUGGUGGUGGCUGUGCAGAGAUGGACAGAUGUACGUGAGAGUCAGCUUAUGAGUUAAAGGAACAAAAAAGGAUGGUGAGGGAGCCUCUCCAUCCAACUUAUCCUUUGUUCUUCCUCUCUUUCCAUUUUCUGAUACUUCUUUGACCCUAUCUCUUGUCAUAUUGUGUCUUGGAUGGUCAGGGUUUUGGUUCAGGGUUCCUGGUUGAUUAAAUUUGGUACUACAAAUCAAGGGAUAGACUCACAGUAGAAUAGGCUGUCCUUUGACACCUGGUACCCAAGUUCCCUCCAUUAUCCCAAGGCCUUUCCUUUGUGUUGCGAUAUUUAACUGGCAAAUUGGCAUAUUAUAGUCCAUCUCUGAUUGAGCCCCAAGAGGAGGGCAAGACUUAGGGAAAGUCCUUUACAGAUGGCAUUCAAAGGAGGGGCCUUGGGACAGUGAAGGAAGCUCAGGGAAUCCCCAGGACUGGCGUCCAGGACCAGACAAGGAGAUUGCUACUGAUGGUAGUGGUUCUUCAAUACCUGCAUGGCAGGUGCCUGGGCCCCAGGCCAGGGCAUUGGCAGGGAUGAGCACAAAGAAUGCGGGAGAGGAAGGAAGAAGGCCCUUCUGCACAGGACAGUGUCCCAGGCAUGUGGAGGGGCUAAGGCACCUUCUGAUUGUCAGGCAGUCUCACGUGAUCAUGCAGAUGAGUGAUGCAGAGUGAGGUUCUGUCCCUAGCCACCUUGGCCUUUUCCUGAUUUCUACCCCUUUCCAAACUGUCGCUGCAGAACUGUGGAGUAGCUUUUGUUUUGAUGAGCAGAAGGAAAAGUGCCCAGCUGAUCUUCCGUAGCUUGGGAUUUGAUUUGAAGUUGGAGCUUGGGGAAGGGGCAGGCCUUUGGGGACUCAUCUGGGCACUGUGCCAUCCCUUAGACCCCAUUUGCUGUCUGGUCCCAUCUCCCCACCUUUGGCCUGUGCUAAGUGGGGCCUGUCCUGGUGGCAGCUCCCAGAGGGCGGGCAGUGCUCUGUGACUCUGCAGUCCUGGUCUGAGAGCUGAGUGGUGGCAGUGCUGCAAUACAAUCUGAGCUUGCCUGGGGUGUUGUAACCUCCCAGGUGGUGAGGGGGCGGCCAGGCGGGUGUGUUGACAGUCAGCCCGGCAGUUUGCGUGGGCUGCACCAGCUGAUGUCUAUUCUGGGCCCUAGAUAGGGAGAAGCCAUUUCUGUUCUGCAAGAGGACGGCCCUGGCUGCCAUGGCCUCCCGGCAUCCUCUGCCCCUCUGUCUUCCCUGCCGGCCUGGAGAGCUAGAGAUGUGCUUGUGGCCAAUGGUAGAAGGCCCGGUUUGGACGGCCAUCUGUAAUGUGGGCAGCCAUUCGCCAGAGGGAGCCCGCUUCCUUGGCAGGAGAAGCUACCUCACUCUUCCCUCCUCCACCUGGCUUCCCAUCCAGCCACAGCAGCUGGACCCCCAUUAGCCCUCUGUGCCAGGGCUCUGUCCCUCCAGCUGGGCUGGCAGUAGCUGCCGGCUGUCUGGAGCACUUUCGUCCGCCCCUCCUUCCCUGCUAACCUCAUCUGGGAUGCUUGGCUUCAUUGAGGAGAGGCAGAGGCCUGUGGCUGCCUCCUGUCCCAUGAUGAGGAAGGACCGCUAGUCAUGGGAGCCAGAGCUCUUGUGUCUCGAAGAGCUUGGCAUGUCACUUCCAUAGAAGUGUGUAUUAGGAUUGCUAUGCUCUGAGCCUUUGAAAAAUGAACCUGUAAUCUGGGUCAAGCUAAAAAUUAAGAGUAUUGGGUGUAUAAGAUACAGAUGUUGAAGCUGAGCCAUUUAAUUCAGUCCCAGAUUAAGGCACUUUCCUCCACACCUCUCCUGACCACACUGCUUCCUCAUACAGCUUCCUCUGGACUGGGAGGAAGCUGGGAGGGGGAGGGGAGCCCUACCUGGCCCAUUUCUCCUCUCCCUUCCAUUCUUCCCCAUCUCAUUGUGGGCAGUCCCAUCCCUUUUCUUUUUUCAUUCCACCCCACCCUGUGCACUGAUUCUCCAUAGCUUCUUUUUGAAACCUCAGUGUGGGAGAUCCUGGCCCCCUCCCUGAGACAGCUGGCGGCUGUGCCAAGGUCUGUUCAGAAUUAAUAAUAAUCAUUAGCUGACACGAUGCAGGCGCUUCCAGCUCCAGAUCUCUAAGCACUUCUAAGGCUGAGUCAGGCAGCACUUAUUUCUCCUCCCUGCCCUCCCACCCCCUUAAUGGGGUGGUGUCUUGGUGGGAAGGAAACCAGGAAUCUUCUCUCCUGGCCUUUCAUUGAGAGCCUUGCCUUCCUGAGUGGGAGGAUAGAGCCUGGUGUUCUAACAGCACUGUUGGGCCCAAGGACAACGGUGUCUAGCUCAGGCAGAUGAAAGCUGAUACCCUGAGCCCUUGAUGUCCUUCCUGUUUGCUCUGCUGCUCCUGUAUCCUGGGAGCCUGAAGGAAGCCCCAGUGCCAUGGUCUAGGCCUUCCCUUGGUGCGGAGCUCUGAGAGCCUUCUACCUGCUUGUCUGAUUUGCAUGGAGAGCCUGUGUCCUUGGGUGGGAAAAGGGACAGCCCAAGAUUGGAGGCCUGGCUUCUGCCUCUAUGACCAGCUGUGCGACCUUGAGUUCAUCACUUAUCACCUGUUCCUAUCUACCUCAAAAGGUGUCAUAAGGGUUACAUGGGGAGAGGUGGGCAAGUCCAGUGAAGAAAACACUUCCGAGUUCAAAUUCUGACUGCCUUGGGCAAGUCAUUUAACCAGAAUCUGCAACCUUGGCUGUAAAAUGGGGAGAAUACUUUGUACUACCUACCUCAUAAGGUGGUUGUAAGGAUCAAACCAUAAAAUGGAUGUGAAAGUGCUCUGUAACUGUAAAUGCUGUAUGAAGAGAAGCUGCUGUAACAGAUAUGAAAGCACUUUAAAAAGUAUAAAGCACUCUGCACACGUAAAA
Monodelphis domestica (gray short-tailed opossum) is the source of this 5779-nucleotide messenger RNA. It is a transcript of the gene CYB561D1, whose product is annotated as cytochrome b561 family member D1. The record is from RefSeq and is a predicted model, not a curated record. NCBI's taxonomy places the organism in Eukaryota, Metazoa, Chordata, Mammalia, Didelphimorphia, Didelphidae. Gene Ontology annotation, molecular function: transmembrane monodehydroascorbate reductase activity.